AUGUCUCCCCGCCCAGAAGCCGACGGCGGGACAGCGGCCGCCUCAGCAUCGCCGCAACCACAAUCCUCGACGCCGCCGGGAUCCAAAUCGCCCUCACCGCCCGACCAACCGCCUCCACCACCGGACCCGGCAACUGACGCUCACUUUUGCGCCGACGAGCACACACAAACCACGUCGCCGCCCCUGUCAUCCCCGCGUACCGAACAGCAAUUGCUAGACGAGCUCGACGAUGACAUUUUCAGCAUACCGCCUGCCGCAGCCAUGCGUCUACUCGGCUCCGGCAUCGAGGCGCUUGUCCAAUCAACCGGUGACAUACCACCCAGUCCCGCCCCCGAAAGACCCGAGGCCCCCCGGAUGCGUGGAAUGGAGGCGGAGAAGCAGGACAUUGUGCGCUCGCACUCGGCCAGGACGCUGGUGCGGUUGCGGCUCGAGGCGGAAGCCAAGGCUCAGCGGGCUGCCGAGGCGAGGGAAAACAGUCGGGCUGCGGCGCAGCAGGAAGGGAGAUGUAUCGACGGCGUCAUGCUGCGGGACGCGCCACCAGGGACCAGCAGCGGCGGCGAAGGCGGCGCACACCCACCCCCGUCGACGCCCGAGCCAUAUACAGUGGUGGGCGACAACGCGCAGCCGGUGAACGUACAGCACAGCGUAAUCACGCGCAAGUUCUACUCCAAAAAGCCGCCGCCCAUCGGCAUCGCCGACUACCUGGCGCGGCUGCACCGCUUCUGCCCUGCGUCGACGGGCGUGUACCUAGCGACGUCGCUGUACCUGCACCGGCUGGCGGUGGACGAGCGUGCCAUCGCCGUGACGCGGCGGAACGCACACCGGCUGCUCCUGGCCGGCCUGCGGGUGGCCAACAAGGCUCUCGAGGACCGGUGCUACUCGCACAGACGAUUUGCGCAGGUUGGCGGCGUCACGGCGUCGGAGCUUGCCCGGCUCGAGAUUAGCUUCUGCUUCCUCGCCAGCUUCGAGCUGGUCGUCAAUCAGGACGAGAUGAGGAGUCAUUGGAACGUCAUGCGGAAGCCGCCGGACCCGCGUAUGAGUCCUAGCGGCAGCGGGUUUUUGCUGGGAGGUGGGUACAUUGAGGAUGGGUCCCAGACGGCUGCAGCGGAGGUGGACGACGGCGGCGGCGGUGGCUUGGAGAUGAACCUUUCUAGGAGGCCAAAGGCGGCCUCAGGCGAUAGUGAGCGCCGCUACUUCUACUACCUGACCGGCUGCGAACUCCCAGACUGCUACUUCACCUACGACAUUGCCACCUCCCGCUCAACUCUCUACAUCCCGCCUGUUGACCCCGAAUCCGUCAUCUGGUCGGGCUUGCCUAUGUCCGCCUCGGAGGCGCUGCAAAAGUACGACGUCGACGAGGUUCGCUACACCCACGAGGUCAACGCCGCCCUAACCAGCCUUGCCGAAGCGGCCUCCUCGUCCACCGUCUAUGCGAUCCCGAAUCAGGUCUCGGACAGCAUAACCUUCCUCGGCUUUGGAGCAAAGAACUUUGACGUCCUCAAGCCGGCCAUCGAGCGCGCGCGCGUAGUCAAGACUGACUAUGAGGUCGCCCUCAUCGCCAAGGCCAACGAAAUCUCGAGCGCCGCCCACCUCGCAGUCCUGAAACGCGUCCGGCACGUCAGCAACGAGCGCGAGCUGUACGCCACCUUCCUGGCCGAGUGCAUCAGCCGCGGCGCGCCUCACAUGGCCUACCACUCGAUCGUGGCCGCGGGCCGCGCCGCCGCGACGCUGCACUACGUCAAGAACGACGAGCCGACCGCGGGCAAGCUCAACCUGCUGCUGGACGCCGCGUGCGAGCUCAACUGCUACGCAUCCGACAUCACCCGCACGUUCCCCAUCUCGGGCAGCUUCACGCCCGAGUCGCGCGCCAUAUACGACACGGUCCUGCGCAUGCAGCUCGAGACUCUGGCCAUGCUCAAGGAGGGCGUGCGGUGGGACGACGUGCACGUGCACGCGCACCGCGUCGCCAUCGAGGGGCUGCUGGCGGCCGGCAUCUUCAAGAAGGGGUUUAGCGUCGACGAGAUACUCGAGAGCAGGACCAGCGUCGCUUUCUUCCCUCACGGGCUGGGGCACUACCUCGGCAUGGACACGCACGACACGGGUGGCAAUGCCAACUACCAGGACAAGGACUCCAUGUUUAGGUAUCUGAGGGUCAGGGGAACGCUGCCGGCUGGUAGCGUGAUCACUGUCGAGCCAGGCAUCUACUUUUGCAACUUUAUCAUCGAGCCUUAUCUCAAAGACGAGAAGCACUCCAAGUAUAUCGACGCCGCGGUGUUGGACAAGUACUGGGAUGUUGGUGGUGUUAGGAUCGAGGACAACGUAGUGAUCACCAAAGAUGGAUAUGACAACCUGACGACGGCCGUAAAGGACGCGCAGGAGAUGGAGAAGAUCAUCUCCUCAAGCUAG
This is a messenger RNA of Pyricularia pennisetigena, 2406 nucleotides long. RefSeq lists its product as uncharacterized. Gene Ontology annotation, molecular function: protein kinase binding; metalloaminopeptidase activity; manganese ion binding. Bases 1 to 2406 code for a protein of 801 amino acids. Lineage: Eukaryota; Fungi; Ascomycota; Sordariomycetes; Magnaporthales; Pyriculariaceae. Gene Ontology annotation, biological process: regulation of cyclin-dependent protein serine/threonine kinase activity. The record is from RefSeq and is a predicted model, not a curated record. The transcript is spliced from 4 exons.